Messenger RNA from Sinocyclocheilus rhinocerous, 1672 nucleotides. Its product is annotated as cocaine esterase-like. The record is from RefSeq and is a predicted model, not a curated record. NCBI's taxonomy places the organism in Eukaryota, Metazoa, Chordata, Actinopteri, Cypriniformes, Cyprinidae.
AUGGGUGUUAAUGUCAGAUUGGUUUGUAUUUGUACAGACUCUGGGCCGGUGGUUGUUCUGAAGCAUGGCAGUGUCCGUGGGCAAUAUAUGAAAGUUAAAGGCUCAGAAAAGGUGGUGGAGCAGUAUUUGGGUGUUCCUUUUGCCCAGCCACCUGUUGGCCCCCUCCGCCUGGCUGCACCUGGUCCUGUACAGGGAUGGGAGGGCAUAAGAAAUGCCACCCAGCACCCAUCUAUGUGCCUUCAAAACCCAGGUAUUCUGCCUAUAGUAGCAAAAUCCAUGAAGUUGGAUUUCACACCAACAUGAGUCUCAGAGGACUGUCUGUGUCUGAAUGUUUACACUCCUUCUCAAAGAUCAGAAUCAGAUAAACUUCCAGUAAUAGUCUGGAUUCAUGAAGGGGGUCUGGUCGUGAGUGGAGCAUGCAUGUAUGACGGAUCCCCGUUAGCGGCCUAUGAGAACAUAGUUGUGGUUGUCAUUCAGUACCGACUUGGAAUAUUAGGAUACUUCAGCACAGGAGAUAAGAAUGCUCAAGGUAACUGGGGUUUCCUAGACCAGAUUGCUGCUUUACAGUGGGUGCAGCAAAACAUUGAGGGUUUUGGAGGAGACCCCCAGUCUGUCACUAUAGCUGGGGAGUCUGCAGGAGGAAUCAGUGCCUCUUUUCUGUCAUUGUCACCCAAGACCAAGGGUCUGUUUCAGCGGGCCGUCUUUAACAGUGGAGUAGCAACUGUGAUGGGCUACUCUGUCAAAGAGCCUCUGAUGUUUGCCAAGGAGGUAGCAAAUGUUACUGAAUGUGACUUCAGCUCUAAUGAAGUGCUGACCAAACGAAAAGAACUGACUGAGGAACAAAUCAUCGAUGCAGCUAAAAAUAAACACAUUUUCCCUGGAGCAACAGUUGAUGGGGAAUUUCUUAAAGCUCAAUCAGUGGAGGUACUAAAGAGCAAAGACUUCCAGAAAGUUCCGAUUCUUGUCGGAAUAACAAACCAUGAAUUUGGAUGGAUCAGUCCUUAGCCCCAGAAGACUGGGUAAAAGAGAUGGACACAAAAACAAAAAAACAAAUUUUGGACAUUUUUAACAAAGAUGGAACGCCAGGAGUCAAUGAAAUCAUAGCAGAAGAAUACCUAAAAAAUGCUAAAACUCCAGAGGACAUUCGUGAUGCAUUUACUGAGAUGCUGGGGGAUCUUUUUAUGGUGAUUCCCUCCAUUACGGUUGCAUUAUACCACAGGGAUGCUGGAGUGCCUGUGUAUAUGUAUGAAUUCCAGCACCUGCCAAGUGUAUACCAAGAUCUCGGACCCAGCUUUGUGAAAGCUGACCAUGGUGAUGAUACUGGAUGAUACUAUGCAGAACCGUCAUGGGAUACUGGGCGAACUUUAUUCGCACUGAGUAACACCAGUUGCUGGACAGAGCAUUAAUGAUGAUCCUAUAUUCCUUAAAUAAUUAUUUCAUUUCCACAGAUCACCAAAUGGUCCCAGUCUGGUGCACUGGCCUGUGUACGACAAGACUAAUAAAUACAUGAACCUGGGAUUGCAGCAAACUGAGGGACAGGAUCUAAAGAUGGACAAGCUGCUCUUUUUCACUGAAGAAUUACCUAAAAAGCUUGCAGCACUCCACAAAGCCUAAUUAGUUAUUUCACCAACAAACACAAUGCUUCUACUAUAAAUAAAAUCUAAUUUGCUCA